Messenger RNA from Sodiomyces alkalinus F11, 2035 nucleotides. RefSeq lists its product as hypothetical. The record is from RefSeq and is a predicted model, not a curated record. The coding region runs from base 16 to 1746 and encodes 576 amino acids. The transcript has 5 exons. NCBI's taxonomy places the organism in Eukaryota, Fungi, Ascomycota, Sordariomycetes, Glomerellales, Plectosphaerellaceae.
GACCACACGAGGAACAUGGCCCAACCACAGCAAAAGUGGGUCAGGCUCGAACUUUUUGGCGACUUCGUCCUCGAUCACGCUUCUCUUCCAGACGACCACACACCGAAUCCUUUCCAGGUCGAGGUAAACGGAGCUGCCAUAACUGCCAGGAUGCCGCCCAGAAUACCGCGUCCCUCAAGGAGGACCCUCCUCCCUCUUACGAAAACAUCAAGCUCAUCCCCAUUACCAGCAGCUAUCCGCUUCACGGCAGCAACAGCAGCUCGCUCCCUCACGACGACGUCCUCUCCCCAGUAUGCGGUCGCGGCCGCGGCAAAACUCUCCGGACUAUAUCCAUCCCCCGACUACGUCCCGCCCACCAAGCCUCCUUCCGCCCGUCCCCCCGAGACGCGCAAGUCCCAGCUCAUCCGGACGUACACGUCGCUCCUCCGCUCCACGCCGCUCAUCCUCUUCUUCCAGCACAACAACCUGACGGCCAACGAAUGGGCCGCCAUCCGCCGCGAACUGCGCGCCGUCCUGCAAACCGUGCCGACGCCCGCCAGCAUGGCCGGCCAGCCCGACAUCGCCGAGGACAUCUACCUCUCCGUGUUCCGCACGCGCAUGUUCAACGUGGCUCUCAAGCUCGUGUCUUUCUUCGAUGGUGAAGCGGCAGCGGCAGCAGCAGCAGCUUCGUCGACCGCCGCCGCCGCCGCCGCCGUCUCGCGCGGGCCCCACGUCCACGACCUCUCCGACGCGGCCUACGAGGCCAUGAAGUCCCUGCAAGUGCCCCCCGACUCGGCCUUCGCCCAGCUCGAACCCCUCAUUGUCGGACCGCUCGCCGGGCUUGUCUUCCCCGCCGUGUCGCCUGCGCACCUUGCCGCUGCGCUGCGCGUGCUGGCGCCGGGGCCGCAGGGGUCGGCUUUCGCGCCGCUGCUGAGGAAGAAGAAUCCUGGGUACUACUCUGCGGAUUGCCAGAACGGGUUGGCGAAGCUGCUCCUGGUCGGCGGCCGCGUGGAGGGCGGGGUGUUUGAUGUGGAUGGCGUCCGGUGGGUGGGUGGUAUUGAGGGCGGUUUGGACGGGUUGCCGGCGCAGCUUGUUGGGUUGCUGCAGGGCGCUGGGCUGGGAUUGACGCAUACGCUCGAGGCUGGAGGCAAGAGUUUGUGCGACGUCGCGGCGACAAGAGCCAUGGACUUCGCGCCCUACCAAUCCUCUCCGCCCGAGCGCGAACGCGCCCUCUCCCCCCAGGCCUCCCCGCGCCCUUCGGCCGACUUCCGCCGUUCGUUUUCGCCUUCCGUCCACGCGAACCACAACCAGUACAACUACCAACAGAAUGCGUCCCCCCCGCCGCUGCAGCAUCCGCAGCCCCAGCGCAGCUGGCAGCCCAGCAUCCCUGGCGCCUACCCUUCCGCCGAUGCGCACAGGGAAGGGGUGAGCGAGUUCGAUACGAGUCUGGGCGUCCGUCUCGACUACGAGGCCUGCCUCGCAUACCUUGCCUUUCCUCCCUUGGGCGCCAUUUUCCUGUUGAUCAUGGAGCGGAAUAGUGAUUAUGUGAGAUUUCACGCGUGGCAGUCAAGUCUGCUCUUCACUGCCAUCUUAAUCAUCCACCUCAUAUUCUCGUGGUCCAGGUUCCUAAGCUGGUUCUUCUUCCUCGGUGAUCUGGUGAUCAUGGGGUAUUUGACCUUCAGGGCAUAUCAAGACGCAGAUACGUUAGACAGGUUCGAGGUUCCUAUUUUCGGCCGGAUAGCAAGCAAUUUCCUGGACGACGAGUAAAGAGCAUGUGGUGUGAGAAGUAGCAUGGGGUACGACACUUCACUUCUACGACGAGCUUAGAGAGUUUCUUGUGCGUGCAAUGGAGGAAGUAAUGGCAUUCAGUCCGGCGCUGGGCAUCUGUAAUAUCCUAUUGUGUGUAAUCAAGCUGCAUCCCGCCAUAACGGGGUCUUUGGAUGUGGAUAUGCCUGAUUUGGUCUUCACAUCUUUUUCAUUUCCCAAACUUCAACUAAACUCGUGCCAUGCCCUGGCUUUGCUCUCGCAUCAUCCCGCGAAACCGCGUACACAGGCG